Mytilus trossulus (common blue mussel) is the source of this 6821-nucleotide messenger RNA. RefSeq lists its product as uncharacterized. The transcript has 12 exons. The record is from RefSeq and is a predicted model, not a curated record. Bases 137 to 4072 code for a protein of 1311 amino acids. Gene Ontology annotation, cellular component: cytoplasm; nucleus. NCBI's taxonomy places the organism in Eukaryota, Metazoa, Mollusca, Bivalvia, Mytilida, Mytilidae. Gene Ontology annotation, molecular function: poly(ADP-ribose) glycohydrolase activity. Gene Ontology annotation, biological process: ATP generation from poly-ADP-D-ribose; nucleotide-sugar metabolic process; regulation of DNA repair.
UUUUCUUCUCCAUUCAUGCGCACAUGUAGUUGACUUGACAAUGUUGACAGUGAGAAGGGGCUCAUUUUCAAGCAUAAUUUCUAGUCGUGAAUUUCUAAAUGGAGUUCACUGGGAUACAUUGUAAGAAGUUAACACAAUGAAUGAUGAUGCUUUUGACGCAUUACGUCUGCCCUGUCACCUACCAACAUGGCAUGUCAUACGAGAUGGUUUGGAAAACUUGAAAAACUGUGUCCAGGAUCCUACAUGCAGUUUACGAGAAUGGGCCACAAAGCAUCAGGAAAUAGUCAAUCUUUGUAAAGAAGAAUCAGAAUCUUCAUCUAGAAUACAUUUUAAAAGUUGUGUUUUCUAUGGUUUAGUGGAGUUUUUACAGAAGACAGCAUCUCAAGUUGAGAAGCGAACAUUUCUACGUUCUACAUUCCCAGCUAUAGUUGAUUUUGCUUUAGAACUUCCAAAUGUUGUUCCUCUGAGUGGUGUACUAUAUAGUAGACAACAGAUAGGUAGUGAAACUGUACUUAAUAAGCAGUGCGUUGCCAGUAUACUAGCCAGUGGAUUUCUAUGCUUAUUUCCAAGACAGUGUAGAGGCCCUAGGAGAAAGCUCAAUGAUAUUAACUUUACUCAUUUUUUCAAGUUUCUUCCAGAAUUAUCAUCUCAGCAAGCAAAAUUGAGAUGUGUUUUGAAUUACUUUGAGAAGGUAGCUGACAGAAGAUUUGAAAUUCAGGGCAGUGUUACAUUUGUUAGACAGGUAAUUCCAUGGGAUGAGCUACCUUGUAUGGAUACAUGGUUGAACUGUGAUGUAGAGUUAUGUCCCCUUAUAGUUCAUCAGGAUGGUAUUAUAGAAGAUGCGGGAUGUAGUGCAAUAGAGGUUGACUUUGCAAACCAAUACAUUGGUGGAGGGGUAUUAUCUAAAGGCCGUGUACAGGAAGAAAUAAGAUUUUCUGUUUGUCCAGAGUUGUUAACUUCAAUGCUAUUUAUGGAAGUUAUGGAGGACAAUGAAGCCAUAAUUUUACAAGGUUAUGAACAGUUUUCAAGGACAAGUGGAUAUGCUAGUAGUUUAGAAUAUGAAGGAGAUUUUACAGAGGCAACAAUGGUGGAUGAACAUGGAAAUUUAAUGACUACUUUAUGUGCAAUAGAUGCUGUUAGAUACAGAAACAAUGCAAAAUGUCAAUACUCAGAACAGUAUUAUCUUAGAGACCUGAACAAGGCAUUUGUGGGAUUCUCAGCUAAAGUAGAUAGGGGGACAACUGUAUAUCCCUGUGAACAGUUAGCAAAGAGAAUGUUAUCACAUGACCGAUCAGAAAGUAGGAAGGAGUCAGCAAGUGAGGAGGAAUACAUGACGGCUGCUGAGGAGGAAUUAGAACAACAGGAGGAAACCAAUACUAGCAAUGUUCCUUCAUCUCUGUUGAACUACGCAGAUGGUUUAUUGGUAGAAAUAAUGUCCUCUGCCUUGCUGGAAGCAGGUUCUGAAAUGUCAGGGAAAGGUCAAACACAACAAGUUCAUAUAGACACUAAAUUUUUAGAGGAAUCAUCUUCAUCAACUUCGACCAAUGAAAAGCCACCACCAGAUGAUGGCAUGGACCAUUUAGAUGUUGAUUUAAAAGACUGGUAUUUGCGUCUGAGACGUAGAAGUUCAAAUCUCAGUGAUGUAGGAUCUAGACGAAGUAGUUGUAGUACUAGAUAUAGUUCUGAUUUCAGUUCAGAAUUUGAAGAAUAUUACGAGAAUUUUCAGAAACGGGAACAAUUAUUAGGGAAGCAACACACAAUUAAAGAAGAGACUUUUCAUCCUUUAGUUGGAGAGUUUGCUGCAAGUUUAGUGUCAUCCAUAUUGUUUGAGGGUACAACUACUGCUGCCAAUGUUUUACAGUCAAUGUCCCCUACCAUGACUGAAUUUCAUAACAAUGCACCUUUAUCUGUGAUAAAUAAACCCAAAGCAAGAAAACUUUCAGAAGAGGAAUCUUCGGGGAACCCUGAAGAGGGUUCUCAAAUUUCCAUUGUAGCAGCAAGAAAGUUUGCCCAUGAUUUUAUGGAUAGAAUAUUUUGUGACGACUUUUUCAGAGAUGAAAUAAGACAAGAAUUUCAUAAUUUUUUUUCAGAAUCAAACAUUCCAGUAUCAACUAGUCAAAAUAUUUCCAGUAUUUCUGGUGCUAAGCAUCAAUCAUGUACCGCUGACUUAGAACGAGAAGAAGCAGAUAGACGCUGCCAUGAAAUGGCAACGAAUAUAGUUUAUGAUGUAAUGAGUGAGGCAGUAUUGAAAUAUUUAACUGAGGAUGAUGAUAGAUUUGACAUGAAUGAGGACGACACAUUGAAUAGAUCAGUAUCAGAAUGUUCUUCAUCUCCUUUUGAUAGCUAUUCCAACCAUUCAGAAUCUCCUAGUGUAAAACACUUUGGUGAUUCAGAUUUUUUGCAACCGAUAAGUAGUAUUCAUUUAUAUGGAGAUGAAUCAGUUGAACUGACAGAUGAUAAUUCUGAUUCAACUCUCGGUAGUAUUCCAUCAUUAACAGUUUCUGCAGAUAAAGUUAGCAAUAGCAUUCUUGUGAAAAAUAAUAUAGAAAGAGUCAAAAGUCCAACUAUAGAUAUAAAAGGUAGGAGAAAGCACAAUACUGAUGGCUUUAUUAAUAAUCAAAGACCUACUGAAGUGAAAAUUGACCAAUAUGUGGGCAAAAAUCAAAGAAAAGUUAGCUUUUAUGCAAGUUCUCUCUCAAGAGACCUUUUGACAACUGCUUUUGUAGAAGUACAAAGAAACACAAAUGGUGGAAGCUACAUUAGACGUAGCAGUGAACCUCUACAAAUGUCUAAUAAAGCUGCUAGGCAGUUAAAAGAUUCAAUAAAUGGAAGUGAUGGACCAAAGAAAAAGAUCAGUAGAACUGAUGAAGAUAUUGCCAUUCUAAAAGCAGAGAUUUGUGAAGAUGGUCGUAACUCUGUUGAUUUCACCAGAAAGUAUAGAAGAGAGUCAUGUGGUUUUCAUGAUGAAACUUUAUCAAAGUUUGCUGAGGAGCUAAUGAAGACAGAAUGUAAAAUUCCCGAACUAUAUCUAUUUGAUUCUUCAAACAGGAGUACAAGUGGUUCAUCUAGUCAUUCAUGGCGUAGCAGCAUAAGUGGUUUUAAAGAUGAGACUUUAGCCAAAUUUGAAGAACAGCUACUCUUAGCUGGUAGACAAAAAUCUAGGGGAAGUCUUAAAAGAAGGCGAUCAGCAAAAUCUUCUAAACAUUCUAAAAGCAAAUCAUCAGAGAGACUGACUGAAAAAAGAGGUAGUAAAAGUUCAUUGUAUAGCCAACAAGGUCAAUCAGUAGGUAGUGAAACUUCAUUGUAUUCCUUGUGUUCUUCCACACCAAGUCCACCCUUGGAGGAGUUAUCUAACUUUGCUGAACAACUUUCUCAUAAUAUAAUAGCAGAAAGUUUUAAGGUCAUGUUUGGUGGAGCAGUGCCAACUUGUCAAACUUCAACUUCUUAUAAAAAUUAUAAUGUCAAUAACUACGCUGAAAAAAUUGCUGCUGAAAUAAUGUGCCACGCUUUUUCUGAUAUAAAAGAUAAUAAUGAUUGGAUACAAAGGCAUCCAAUCAGCGAGAAGGAAAGUGAGGUGAAAGGUGAAGAUGACUCACAUAGCCAAUCUGAUGAAUACGCUGAUGCAUUAGAUGUUCCAUAUAGAAAAUUAGAAGAAUUUGCUGAUGUUCUGGCACUUAAUGUACUACAGAGAUCUAUUAAUGUAUUUAGACGAGAAAAGGAAAGCACCAAAAGGAGAAAUAUUGGACGACCUAUUGCUACAGGUAAUUGGGGUUGUGGAGCAUUUGGUGGUGACCCUCAGUUGAAAGCUAUGCUCCAGUGGAUGGCUGCAUCUUAUGCUGGGGUGCCAUAUGUCAUGUAUUAUACUUUUCAUCACGACAAACUCAUCAAGUUACAAGAAACAGUUGAUUCCAUUUUGUCUAGAGGAUGGACAGUUUGUAAUCUGAUGCAGGCUAUUAGAAAUUACUGUUUAACCACCUACGAAAUGAUGGACCAGUCCAACUCCGACCCACCAGAUUUAUUGAAAGCUUUGUUAUUUCAGGACUUUUUUUCCAAAGAUGUAUCUUAUAACUAACACUAAAAUUGUGAUACAAAAUCUUUUUAUAUUUAUACUUCAAUGUUUUAAAUAUUUUUACAUGGCUGCAGUAAAAAGAAAGGAAUGUGUAUUAAUGACAAUACUUCAGGUAGUUGAUUUUACUACCUGGUUCAAUAUUCUGUUUAAUUAAAUUUGAUUUGAAAGAGGUUUGCAUAAUGUGCGAUGGCAAAUAUUUCAUACAUAUUCAGGACAAACAACUAAAUUACAAUUUCAUGAUAACAUCCUUGACAAAAAUUGGUAAAGGAAUCAUAACUUUUAAAACAUUCAAAGGCAAAGUGCAAUUUUAUAUAUGUAAAGCCAUAUGCAAUGAGUUUGUUAUAUGUAUUUUGUAUGAAUACAUGCUCCUUAGGUUAUUUUUAACCUGCACAACAUUUGCAUUACAACCAUGAAAGAUUGUGAAAACACAAUGAUAACGUAUUGUCUGCAUCUGAUUGUAACCUCUUUCAUUGUUAUACUAUGUCCAAGAGAUGCAGAGAUGAAAAUUACUGGAAAAUAUUCUGAAAUAUAAAUAGCUUGCUGCUUUACAUAGAGGGUUUGCAGCUGCUAGGGUUUAUAUUUCUAAAAACUUUUGUCAUACAUAUUUAAUAGACACAUGCUGUGCAUGUCAUUUUAACUGAUUUACAAUUGUAUUCUUCCUCUUAGUAUCUGUUAUGCAAAGAUUUGUCAAUAGAAAUAUCAGUUCACACAUAUGUUGGUAAAAGGAUAUAUAUGAUAUAUACACAUACUUUCUAGUCUUAAAAGUAUUAUCAAAUUUUUUCUCAUAUUUACAAUUAAAUGUCCUUAAAUUUAGGCUAUAGAUAUUUUAAAUGACGGUUUCUGCAGUAUUACAAGUUUUUAUGCUAGCUUGAUACUUGAAAGGAAAAUGAACUAGACAAUCUAUUUUGUAUAUAGGUUAUAGAUGCUAUAUGUGCGAAAGAUGUGCCUGUUCUAUACCUCAAUUUAUAAUAUACUCGUCCUUCUCUAUAGAUCUUUUUAUUUUAUGUAAACAUAAGAUGUGGUAUAAUGCAUAGUAAUAAGACAACUCUCCACCAGAGAUCAAAUGACAUAGAAGUUUACAACUAUAUGUCACUGUAUGGAAUUCAACAAUGAGCAAAAUCCAUACAGCAUACUUAGCUAUAAAAGAUAACUCACUGUAAGUUAUGACAUGCAAGUUAUCAUAAGUACUUAGUUCAAUCAUGAAUUCAUAUGAAUUGUUUUUGUCCAAUAGGGAAUUUCAUUCUGGUAGCAUACCUUUAUUAAUCUUUAGUCAACUUAUUCCCAGCUUGUUUAGACGAGAAGUGUGAUAUUUAGAUAUUGUGGAGACACUUAUCUAUAAUUAAAACUAACAUGUUGACCUCUAGAUGCUUGUUUAAGUUUCAUUCUGUUAUAAAUGGAUAUCUGUUUCAGUGAUUUACCCUCCACCUUUCUUUUAUUGUAAUAUGUAAUUGCUGGUCUACCUUAUUCUUAAAUGAAUUGGCACUACAUGUUUUGCUGAUCACGGUAGUUUCUCUAUUACUGUACCAGUACUUAAAAAUAGGCUUUACCUUUUUCAAAGUUCAUGGUAAGAUAAAAAUGUCUGUCCAACAGAUUACUUGACCUUCAUCUCAUUUUCUUGGUUCAGGAUCUGUAUUCUGUAUUGUAAUUAGAUUGACCUUAUGAACUUAAACCUACUGGAAUUUCAGAAAUUAUUGCAAUGACAGACUAUUAUGUUUGUAUUAUUGCCAAAAAUACAAUGGUUGUAAUCGCAAUAACUUACUCACAUUUUGACAAAAAUUUAUAUGAACUAUACAGGAUUUUCUUCAAAAUCGCAAAAAUUAAAAUCGCAUUUUAAUCACAAUAAUAAAUAAUCACAGUAAAUUCUGAAUUUACAGUAUUCAAUUGAUAACUAUGUAAACUGUAAGACAUUUCUGUAUGUCAAUUCUUUUGGGGAAAAAUUGCAUAAUUGAAGACUUGUGUGAUAUUUUAAGCAGUAGUUUGAAAUAUAUAAAUACAUGUACUGACAGUAUUAAAUUAAGUCACAUUAGAAUCAAAAUUGUUUGUAGGCAGCCAGUCACAGCUUAUUUACUUAAAUUUGCAUUUCUUUAGUGAAAAAAGUGCUUUAGUAUUCAGAUUUUGAAAUCUUGAUACUCUAUGUUUUAUAAAAGCUAGAAAUAUUUAUUUUAUCUUAUCUUCUUCAUCUUUUGGGGGAAAAAACUUUUCCUUUUUUAAUCUAGCAGUUCUUUCUCAUAUACUAGUAAAUCAAAAUGAUGUAAAGGGUGGUUGCAAUGCUCUUUAAAUCAGAAAACACUUCAAAAUGUGCUAAAUAUGUAAUAACUUUAAAUGGUAUGAAGUGACAUACUUUCAUGUUCAGGGAAACAAAAGCUGUGAUGCUGGCAAUAAGUGUAAUAUGAAGUUCGCAGGUUUCCUUUCCAAUAUGAUAAAAAAGACCUGUUUGAUUAACUUAUUCUUGAUUUGAUAUCUAAAUAGUUAUGUAUGUUUAAAAACAUUUUGUCAAUAAAAGAAAUUAGUAUUUUUACAAAAGAUAUUUGUUAGAUCUAUGAUUUAUUUUAUAUUCUUUAUUCAUGUCUUUUUUUCUUGGACAAUAUUUAUAUAAAUUUAAUGAAUUUUUAUUUAUAUGCCAUUUUUUUUCCCAUUAAAUAGUAGCUAAAAGUAAUCACAUAUACUGGGUGGCUUGACACUGAAUAUUGAAAAUAUAUUGUUUGAAAACAAAAUCAAUGCACUUAUGAUCAAAUAAAAUUUUAAAACACCA